Molecule: messenger RNA, 3319 nt
Organism: Antechinus flavipes (yellow-footed antechinus)
Lineage: Eukaryota; Metazoa; Chordata; Mammalia; Dasyuromorphia; Dasyuridae
Gene: TFAP2A
Product: transcription factor AP-2 alpha
Exons: 7
Coding region: 453-1757 (434 amino acids)
Biological process (GO): anatomical structure development; regulation of transcription by RNA polymerase II; regulation of cell population proliferation
Cellular component (GO): nucleus
Molecular function (GO): RNA polymerase II transcription regulatory region sequence-specific DNA binding; DNA-binding transcription factor activity, RNA polymerase II-specific
Source: RefSeq, a predicted model, not a curated record
CCCUUUCUCCUCGGUAAUUCUCUCUAGAAUAUUAGUGUUGUUGAUGUUGUUGGACUUUGGGUUUCACGAUCAGGGUUCCUGAAAAAGGGCACUUUUCUCUUUCUCUCUCUCUCUCACACACACACAUACACACACACACCUUCCUUUCAUUUUUCAUUUUUUCUCUCUUUUCCAUCUUUAAGUCUUAUGUAUUGUCCCUCCCCACUCUCCUCCCCCCUCCCCCAUUUACCAAUCUACUGCUUCAAGCCAAUGAUCAAAAGGCUUGUUCUAGCCAUAUUCGUCUUCAUUUCCCUACGUUUUCACUUGUUACCGUGGUAUUUCCAAGUCUAGCCUUCAUCCUUAACCACUUAAAAAAAAAUCUAUCCUGAUAUACUACCGGCCAUCAGAAUACUUUGCUCCUGUGUUUCCAAGCACCUGAACUUCAUAGGAUACUGAAUUCCAUAGAAUCAACUAUGUACUGCUAUUUUGAAAGAUACUCAAUUUCAAUGGACCGUCACGAUGGCACCAGCAAUGGGACUGCCCGGUUACCCCAGUUGGGAACUGUUGGUCAGUCACCUUAUACGAGUGCUCCUCCGCUCUCUCACACGCCCAACGCAGACUUCCAGCCUCCUUACUUUCCCCCUCCCUACCAGCCCAUCUACCCCCAGUCGCAAGAUCCUUAUUCCCACGUUAAUGAUCCUUAUAGCCUGAACCCUCUUCACGCCCAACCUCAGCCACAGCACCCAGGCUGGCCGGGACAGAGACAAAGCCAGGAAGCUGGGCUGUUACACACACAUCGGGGGUUACCCCAUCAGUUAUCGGGCUUGGAUCCUCGAAGGGAUUAUCGGCGACAUGAGGAUCUACUGCACGGACCCCAUGGGCUGAGCUCAGGACUAGGAGACAUUCCGAUCCAUUCAAUACCUCAUGCAAUAGAAGAUGUACCGCAUGUAGAAGACCCCGGUAUUAACAUCCCAGAUCAAACUGUAAUUAAGAAAGGCCCCGUGUCCUUGUCCAAGUCCAACAGCAACGCCGUCUCUGCCAUCCCCAUUAACAAGGACAACCUCUUCGGUGGCGUCGUGAACCCCAAUGAGGUCUUCUGUUCAGUUCCGGGUCGCCUCUCGCUCCUCAGCUCCACUUCGAAGUACAAGGUCACGGUAGCGGAAGUGCAACGGCGCCUCUCUCCUCCCGAGUGUCUCAACGCAUCGUUAUUGGGUGGAGUGCUCCGGAGGGCAAAAUCUAAAAAUGGGGGAAGAUCUUUAAGAGAAAAAUUGGACAAAAUAGGAUUAAACCUUCCUGCAGGAAGACGUAAGGCAGCCAAUGUCACCUUGCUCACAUCACUAGUAGAGGGAGAAGCAGUACACCUAGCCAGGGAUUUUGGGUACGUGUGUGAAACUGAAUUCCCUGCCAAAGCAGUAGCUGAAUUUCUCAACCGACAACAUUCCGAUCCCAAUGAGCAAGUGACAAGAAAAAACAUGCUUCUAGCUACAAAACAGAUCUGUAAAGAGUUCACCGACCUGCUGGCUCAGGACCGAUCUCCCCUGGGGAACUCAAGGCCCAAUCCUAUCUUAGAGCCAGGCAUUCAGAGCUGCCUGACCCACUUCAACCUCAUCUCUCAUGGCUUCGGCAGCCCGGCAGUGUGCGCAGCAGUCACUGCCCUGCAGAACUAUCUCACCGAGGCACUCAAGGCCAUGGACAAAAUGUACCUCAGCAACAAUCCCAACAGCCACACAGACAACAGCGCCAAAAGUGGUGACAAAGAGGAGAAACACCGAAAGUGAGGAUUUCCUUCUUUCCUUCUCCUCAGCUCCACCCUGCUUCAUCUUUUCACCUCUUCCCAUCUCCUUUCUCUUCUGCACCCAUCUUCUCCUUCAUCACCUACCAUCACCACCACCUGGCAGGCUACAGCUCUGGAAUCAGCGAUCGACUGCUGCCCAUUCUGUUCUCUGAGUCUGCAAGAAUGCUUUCUUCUGUCUACAACCCUGAUCCAUAGUCCCUCUCUGCCUCCUCCCCCUUCAUCAUCAACACUCCCUCGCCCCCGUUUGGAGCCUAAGAGAACAGAACAGGCGGUGGAGCCAGCAAAGAAAAGUUCUGUCUGAGUUUGUGAACUUUUUUUUUAAGUAAACCAACAGAAAAAUAAAUAAAAAGAAAGAACUUUUUUUUUCUAAAAAAAAAAAAAAAACAGUUAAAAAAAUUUAAAAAAAUUCUAUGAGCUUCAUGGGACUGAAUCACCACCUCCCCUUACAUUACUUCAGUUAAGAUUGUAGCCAUAUUAAAAAAAAAAAGGCAAAAAGGAUAAUGACAUUUUUAUCAGUAUUGUGAAUAAACUUGAACACAAAAUCCAUGCAGUUCCAUGUCAUGUCUUCAGUUAUAGAACUUCUUCCUCUCCAAGGUAAAGCGACCAACUUGAACGUUUUAUGACAACACAAUUUGCAGUUACUCUAUAAGGGAAUCAGUGUUCAUGUCUGUAUAUAUUUAUUUAUGUGUAAUUUAAUGGGAAUUGUAAAUAUGGUGAGUCUGUUUUAAACUUUUUUUUUUAUUUAUCUGGUGAUUUCGUUUACCUCUUGUUUAAUGGGGUUUAAACCUUCCCUCUUAGUUCUUCAUGUGGCUCAUGGUACUUAUUUAGAAAUCCAAGGUUUGGGGGAUUAUUUUUUUUUCCUCUGGGAUUCAUGAUUUUUGAUCUGUUGUAGCAUGUUAAGGUGACAAUGAAGCAGCUGAACAAAUUAAAAAACAGAGAGAAAUAAAAUGAAUUUAAAAUAUAAUUAGUAUUACAUUUACAUUCAUUGAACUCUAAAAGUGAUAUUGGAUCCUAGAAUGAUUUUUAAACAUGAGCAGUUUUACAAACCUUAUGUCAUGAAGAUGGGGUUGGGAAUGGGAUUUAGGAAAAAAGUUUUAUUUUUCUCCACUGUCUUCCCUUAAAAGCAUCAUCAGAGCAAUAAAUGAAAAUUGUCUUUAGUCCAAGGUUAGGGAUUCCCUCCCCACCCCUUUUUUUGUUCAAAGAACUUCAAACAUUUGGGACCACCUGGUAUCCUGUAUUUCCACUGGCCAUAUUGGAAGCAGUUCUAGUUGUAUUGUAUUGAGUUGUGCUGGCAGUAGUUUCCAUGCCUGUCAAUGUAUCAUAGUCCUUUGUUGCCCAGAUAAAUAAAUAUUUGAUACGCUUUAUGUCGAUUUUUUUUAUUCAGUGGCUGUCUUUACCCAGGCGUAUUUUUGUUCUUGGCAGUAUUUUUUAUUCAGUAUGGUUACAGUAAUUGAGUUUAACUCUCCCUUGACAAUUGCUCCUUGCAAUAAGCAGCUGAACCCAUUGUUUCCCUCAAGUAUAAUAAAAACUUACUUUCAACUUGGA